Silurus meridionalis is the source of this 1088-nucleotide messenger RNA. It is a transcript of the gene mrpl4, whose product is annotated as mitochondrial ribosomal protein L4. Gene Ontology annotation, cellular component: ribosome. The coding region runs from base 16 to 1050 and encodes 344 amino acids. Lineage: Eukaryota; Metazoa; Chordata; Actinopteri; Siluriformes; Siluridae. Gene Ontology annotation, biological process: translation. The transcript has 9 exons. The record is from RefSeq and is a predicted model, not a curated record. Gene Ontology annotation, molecular function: structural constituent of ribosome.
AGACACGUGUAAUUAAUGCGACCAGGAGUCGCGCUGUACGUCAUACAUCCGCGACGGCGCGCUCACGCACCACGACCUUCUAGAAUACGAUUCGGACGAUGUGUCGGUGAUUUCGUGCUUGUGUGUGUUAAUUUGGGCAGAAUUAUGUUUCGUGCAUCUUUCACGAUAUGUACCAGACGCUUUUGUUCCCGGCUGGUGUCGUCCAUCUCUGGAGAAAGCGCGCUCCCGUCAAAUUUGCGUCUUCCUUCCAAUCUAAUCGGAGUUCCGAGAAAAAAGGCAGCCGUCCCCACCGCCUCGGAGCUUCCAGUUCUGCGCAGAUGCGAUGCUGAUAUUCCGUCCCAUCUCGCGCCUGUUCAGACGUGGUUGCACUCCUUAGGCAGUUAUGACAGCGAGCCGUUGGGGGUCGUGGAUCUUCACCCCGAUGUGUUUUCUGUUCCAGUCAGGCUCGAUAUACUCCAUGCUGUGGAGGUCUGGCAGAGGAACUUCAAAAGAAUUAGCCAUGCCAAGGUGAAGAGCCGGGCAGAGGUCAGAGGAGGAGGCAGAAAGCCCUGGAAACAGAAGGGAGGUGGACGCGCUCGCCAAGGAAGCAUUCGCUCCCCUUUAUGGAGAGGAGGUGGAGUUGCUCAUGGUCCAAGAGGACCAACCAGUUAUUACUACAUGCUGCCCAUGAAGGUGCGUGUACAAGGCCUGAAAAUCGCCCUGACCGCCAAACUUGCACAGGAUUAUCUUCACGUUAUUGACACUUUGGAGAUUCCCACUCCGGACCCACACUAUCUGGAGGAACUGGUCAGACACAGGCAGUGGGGAGAGUCAGUCCUGAUCGUGGAUGUAGGGGAGGAGUUUUCUGACAACGUUCUACAGGCCACAGCAAACAUGAAGACUAUUAAUAUCAUUCCAGCUAUAGGUUUGAAUGUUCACAGCAUGCUGAAACACGAGAGUCUGGUCCUCACGCUGGAGGCUGUGAAGUUUCUAGAAAAGAAGUUGCUGUGGCACGACUGCCGCUUCACCCCGCUCUACCCUUUCAAAUUGCCCUAUAGUGACCUGCCGUAGACGCCUGUGUAUUAAAAGAAUACGUUUAUUUCUUAAAA